AUGAGCCCUCCCGUCCUUCACUUCCUCCUUUGCGCCACGCUUUACGCGCUCCUGGAGUUCUCGACAGCGUCUAGCGAGACUCAACUUGCCAGCACCCCGUCUCCCACAAGCAGCGCCAACGAUACUGGCGGCGGCGGCGACAAUACUGGCGGUGGCGGCGACGAUACUUCCGAUGGCCUAGCAGUCGCCAGCGGAAACAAAAAGCCGAGUGCGGAGGCUAUUGCAGUCUUUAUUGUGGUCGCGAGUAUGGUGACUGGGCUUUGCUGGGUGGUUGGUGAAGUGGUCAUGUGCGAGGUUCGUCGUUAUCGCAGGGAGAGGGCGGAGCAUCAGCGCCAGGAGGGCCCGGAGGAGAUUGAGAUGACGGAUAUGGCGAAUACUGACAGGAGGGCCUCGAUCUAA
Sordaria macrospora k-hell is the source of this 399-nucleotide messenger RNA. RefSeq lists its product as uncharacterized. NCBI's taxonomy places the organism in Eukaryota, Fungi, Ascomycota, Sordariomycetes, Sordariales, Sordariaceae. The record is from RefSeq and is a predicted model, not a curated record.